Messenger RNA from Hyaena hyaena (striped hyena), 1269 nucleotides. It is a transcript of the gene ARHGAP40, whose product is annotated as Rho GTPase activating protein 40. Lineage: Eukaryota; Metazoa; Chordata; Mammalia; Carnivora; Hyaenidae. The record is from RefSeq and is a predicted model, not a curated record.
AUGGUCAGUUACGUGGAUGCCCCGUGUGUCCACGUGGCCAGAUCACAGUGGCUGUGACACACGGGCCCGUCAGGCCUCCUUGGAGGCCAGGACUUGGACACUGCUCACCAGGGGCUCCUGUCCACCCUGACGCAGACCCAGGUGGCUGUUGUGUGCCAGCCAGAUGGCUAUGCCCGCUCAACCCAAAGACGGUACAAAGCACCGGUCAGAGGUGUCAGGGGCAUCUUUGGGGGUCUUCGAUUCAACGCAGGGGAAGUGACUUCAGAGAAUGGGGACUCGGCUAUGAAAUGGACCCAGUUCAGUUCAGCUUCUAAGUGUCCUCCGGGCAGGGAGGAGGGGAGGGAGGAGGCCCUCCACAUGGACGCUGCCUGCUCAGAACAGCUCCUCCAAGUCCCCCCGUCUCUGGGAGGCACCUGCGCCUGGCACAAACGUUCCCUGCCCAGAGGUUGGAGCCCAGCCAUUCUCCAGAGAGCUCAGUCCUCAUGCAGGGAAAGGAGUCUGGCUCUGGCCGCCCAGGUCUUGCAGGUUGGAGCCCAAUCGUCAUUCCCGGGUGUGAAAUGCCCCUUCGGCUCUCGAUGUCCCACAGACACACGCCACGGCGCGCCCCUCGACUCCCUGCUGGUGGCUGACCGUAAAGCCCUCCCCGGCACCCAGAUCCCACUGGUCCUUCAAGCCGGUGAUUGUGGGCUCAUCGUACUUCUGACCCUGGACUAUAGCUCUCAGACCACGUACAUCCGGGACCUGAAGCAGCACCUGCGGGCCCCUCACCUGCCCCUCCUGCUCCUCCCGGAGCCCAACAGAAGUGCCCUGAAUGUCGCCUCGUUCUUGGUCUCACAGGUGCGGAAACUGAGUAAUAGCAGGCGGCGCCCCCAGCUCUGCGACGGGGACCUCAAGACCUGGCUGCGAAGGUUACACGCAGAGAGGGACAAGGCUCCCAAAGUAGCACAGCUCCAGGUGGCCUGGCCUAUCACAGAUCCCCUGGAGGCGCUGACCCCCAGCACCAAAGAAGCCCGUAUCUUCAGGCGGAUCACAGAGCACCUAGGUCCUGGUUCACAGGGUCAAGAAGGCAGUGAGGGCGCAGACAGCCUCCUUCGUGAAUAUCGCCUGGACCCACAUGCCUACCUCUUAGAUCUGUAUGGCGCCAACCCCCAUGGCGAGUGGUCAUUAGAGACCCCCAAGCCUUGGGACUCUAAGGAGCAGCCCAGAUGCACCACCCGCCCUGCCUGUGUGCCCAGUGUGGGAGCACAGCUGCUUGAGGGGAAGGUCUAG